This is a messenger RNA of Ascochyta rabiei, 1008 nucleotides long. RefSeq lists its product as uncharacterized. Gene Ontology annotation, biological process: protein phosphorylation. NCBI's taxonomy places the organism in Eukaryota, Fungi, Ascomycota, Dothideomycetes, Pleosporales, Didymellaceae. The record is from RefSeq and is a predicted model, not a curated record. The transcript has a single exon. Bases 1 to 1008 code for a protein of 335 amino acids. Gene Ontology annotation, molecular function: ATP binding; protein kinase activity.
AUGACUCAUGCAGGCAGUGGCACAUACGGAGACGUGUACUUCUGUCUCCCUAGCUCCAUGAUCAUGGCAGCUCGGAAUCACUUGACGGCACAGGCUGACUUGACAGUUGCGUGCGACGAUCUGACUAAACAGCUUGUCGCCAUCAAGAUCUGUCAAGGCCCGAGCCUACCAACCUUGAAAAACGAGCUCGCUGUGCUACAGAUCAUUGCUACUACCAAUCAUGCACCGACAGUCGACACAGCUUGCGGGAGCACCAUCGCACAUUGCGACGCCUUCUUCUUGUCUCUAGACCACGAAACAAGUCCGAGCGGCGACACGCACUACUUCACCACCGCCACGCUCCCACUAGUCUGUAGCCUCGACGUCCUCCUCUCUGAAACCCAGCAUCUACCAGAGCCCUUCACGUGGCUCGUGUACGUCAAGAUCCGCGAAGCACUGACCUGGCUGAUGAAAUGCUGCAAACCAGGAAUCGCGCACGGAGACUUGCAUCCAGGCAACAUCCUCAUCGGCUACCCGACCCUCGACCCACGACAAGGACAGCAGCUGCCGCAAGUCAAGAUGAUCGAUUUUGGGAACUCGCGCAUCGCCAAUGCAGAAACAGGUUACGCGUAUGCACUUCUCUUUAGUCAAACGGUUCACAAGGAUCGGACGGCCUUCCUGCACUUGCUUGCCCUUGUGGUGGGAGUCAUGUCGUUCGAUGGACAUGUGCCUAGUCGUUCGCCCAGCCGUAGCCCCCGUUUGGGUGGAGGAGAGAGUAGCGCUGAGUUCAGACAGUUUUGCAGGUUGGUUCAGCGGGCUGUGAAGCGUAGUACUUGGAAUCAUGGGGAUGAUUUGGUGGAGUUGGAGAGCCGUUUCAAGGGUUAUGCUGAGCGGAAGCUGAGGGGGUUGGAUGGAGAGAAGUGCAAAAUGGUCUGGGAUGCGGUGAUGAAUGGUACAGAAGAGCAACGAGAGGCUGUGCGGAGGAGGGUUGGGGAGUUGGUGGGUGUGGUCGUGGAGGGCGAUCAGUAG